Molecule: messenger RNA, 132 nt
Organism: Entrophospora candida
Lineage: Eukaryota; Fungi; Glomeromycota; Glomeromycetes; Entrophosporales; Entrophosporaceae
Source: the annotation of a GenBank genome assembly
AUGUGUAAAACAGAAGAAAGAGGCAAAAAAUGGCAUGGAAAUGUUGGAACUGCACCAGAAUAUUGGAAUGAUGCAAUUAUUAGAAAAUGUCUUCAGAAAAUGCGUUUUUUAGAUAUGACUGAAGAUUUAUAA